AUGCGCCGGCCGCGCGCCCUGAGCCUGGCGGGCUCCCUGCUGGCCGCCGCGCUGCUCCCGCUGCUCCCGGGGCCGCGCCGCGCGCCCGCCGCCGCCGCCCUCCCGGCGGGACUCGGCCUCUCGGACCCGGAGCCGGACGCGGGCGAGGCCCAGGCGUAUGCGGGCAGAUACCUGGAGGAGCAGCUGCGGGCAGUGUCCAGCGUGGACGAGCUCAUGAGUGUGCUCUACCCGGAGUACUGGAAAAUGUACAAGUGCCAGCUGCGGAAGGGGGGCUGGCAGCAAAGCCACGACCAGCCCGGCGUGGGCCCGAGGACAGAGGACACUGUAAAGUUUGCCGCCGCGCAUUAUAAUGCGGAGAUCUUGAAAAGUAUUGAUAAUGAGUGGAGAAAGACUCAAUGCAUGCCACGUGAGGUGUGUGUAGAUGUGGGGAAGGAGUUUGGAGCAGCCACAAACACCUUCUUUAAACCUCCAUGUGUGUCCGUCUACAGAUGUGGGGGCUGCUGCAACAGCGAGGGGCUUCAGUGCAUGAACACCAGCACGGGCUACCUCAGCAAGACGUUGUUUGAAAUUACAGUGCCUCUCUCUCAAGGCCCCAAACCAGUCACGGUCAGUUUUGCUAAUCACACUUCCUGCCGGUGCAUGUCCAAGCUGGAUGUUUACAGACAAGUCCACUCGAUUAUUAGACGCUCCCUGCCAGUAAUGCUGCCACAGUGCCAGGCUGACAACCAGACCUGCCCCGCCAACCACACGUGGAGCAGCCACGUCUGCAGGUGCCUGGCUCCGCACGACUUCAUGUUCGCCGCCCAAGCGGGAGACGACGCGGCUGACGGCUUCCACGUCUGUGGCCCCAACAAGGAGCUGGACGAGGAGACGUGCCAGUGCGUGUGCAGAGGGGGGCUGCGGCCCGCCAGCUGCGGGCCGCACCGGGAGCUGGACAGGGACUCGUGCCAGUGCGUGUGCAGGAACAAGCUCUCGCCCGGCGCGUGCGGGCCCCACCGGGAGUUCGAUGAGAGCACGUGCCAGUGCGUGUGCAGGAGGGCCUGCCCCAGGAGCCAGCCCCUCAACCCGGCCCGGUGCGCCUGCGAGUGCACAGAGAGCCCCCAGAAGUGCUUCCUCAAGGGGAAGAAGUUCCAGCCUCAGACGUGCAGCUGUUACCGACGGCCGUGCGCGAACCGGCUGCGGGCCUGCGAGCCGGGCCUGGCGUUCAGCGAGGAGGUGUGCCGCUGUGUGCCCGCGUACUGGAAGAGGCCGCACGGCAACUGA
Messenger RNA from Pipistrellus nathusii (Nathusius's pipistrelle), 1263 nucleotides. NCBI's taxonomy places the organism in Eukaryota, Metazoa, Chordata, Mammalia, Chiroptera, Vespertilionidae. The record is from the annotation of a GenBank genome assembly.